This is a messenger RNA of Tilletiaria anomala UBC 951, 3509 nucleotides long. RefSeq lists its product as uncharacterized. NCBI's taxonomy places the organism in Eukaryota, Fungi, Basidiomycota, Exobasidiomycetes, Georgefischeriales, Tilletiariaceae. The transcript is spliced from 2 exons. Gene Ontology annotation, biological process: proton transmembrane transport. Gene Ontology annotation, molecular function: antiporter activity. Gene Ontology annotation, cellular component: membrane. Bases 77 to 3223 code for a protein of 1048 amino acids. The record is from RefSeq and is a predicted model, not a curated record.
GAGCAAACUAGCCAGCGAGCACGCGUCGUGUCGCGUCCCGUUUGUAUCUCGCGCCCAGCCCAGCCCAAAAGCCAUCAUGUUCGACGGCCCACGCUACCUUGCCAUGCCGCGCGAGCUCGCAGCCGAUACCGCUAGCGCCAUGCUCCUCGCUGCACGCGCCGCGCAAGGCAACAGUACCAGCGGUGGCGCGCACUCGGACAGCAUCAUCUCCGGCAUCGACCCAACGGCGUUCGAGACCUCGAACCCUCUACGACUGUUCAUCAUCCAGGCUGUUAUCAUCAUCGUCUUCACCCGCCUGCUCGGAUGGGGUCUCGCGUACGUGCGCCAGCCGCGCGUCAUUGCAGAGGUCUUAGGCGGGAUUCUCCUCGGCCCAACCGUGUUUGGGCGCAUCCCCGGCUUUAGCCAGCACAUCUUCCCCCAGCAGUCACUCCCCUUUCUCAACCUCGUCUCCACCCUCGGCCUUGUCCUCUUCCUCUUCCUCGUCGGCGUGGAGGUAGACCUGCGCGCGGUCAAAAAAUGCUACAAGGAGGCAGUCAGCAUUGGUGUCGUCGGCAUGAUCUUCCCAUUUGGCCUCGGCGCAGCCGUCUCGGUCGGGAUCUACCGUGACCUCAUCCACCACGACACGGUCAGCCUCGGCCACUUUAUCCUCUUCACUGGCGUCGCCAUGGCCAUCACCGCUUUUCCCGUUCUUGCGCGCAUCCUCACUGAGACGCGCCUGACUCAGACCAAGGUCGGUGUUAUCGUACUCGCCGCCGGCGUCAGCAAUGACGUCGUCGGCUGGAUCCUUCUCGCGCUCACCGUCGCCCUCGUUAAUGCCUCCAGCGGCCUCACCGCGCUUUGGGUCCUGCUGACCACCGUCGCCUGGGCGCUCGUCCUGUUCCUGCUGAUUAAGCCCGCGUUCAUCUGGUUUGCGCGCCGCAUCGGCGCCUUUGAAAACGGCCCAAACCAGGUGAUGAUGACGGUCACCCUCCUACUCGUCUUCGCCAGCGCCUGGCUCACCGACGUCAUUGGCGUGCACCCCAUCUUUGGCUCCUUCCUCGUCGGCCUCAUGAUCCCCCACGACGGCGGCUUUGCAGUCGCCAUGUUUGAGAAGAUCGAAGACCUCGUCGCGGUGCUCUUCCUGCCCAUCUACUUUGCCCUCUCCGGUCUCAAGACGAACCUCGCCAGCCUGGACAACGGAACCGUUUGGGGUUACCUCAUCGCCAUUAUCGCCAUCGCCUUUACCUCCAAGUUUGGCGCCUGCGCUGCGGCUGCGCGCUGGUGCGGCCUCGGCGUCCGCGAGUCCCUCGCCGUCGGCACGCUCAUGUCGUGCAAGGGCCUCGUCGAGCUCAUUGUGCUCAACAUUGGCCUCUCCGCCGGCAUCCUCGACACGCGCACCUUUAGCAUGUUCGUCGUCAUGGCCCUCGUCUCCACUGUCGCCACGACGCCGCUCACGCUCCUCGCAUACCCCGAGCGCCUGCGCACUUACCUCCAUGACGCUCCGUCCGCCGGUGCCGCCGCCAGCAAGUCCGCCUCCGCCGGAGCAGGAGCAGCAGCGGACAAGGGCGUGCGCGACGGCGCCGAUCAAGAGGAGGACGAAGAUGACGAGGGCAGCGCUGCACUCUGCAGCAACAAGCGCCUCCUCGUCGUCCUCGACAAGUUCGACCACCUCCCGGGGCUCAUGACGCUCGUCCAGCUUAUCAAGCCGUCCGAGGCACCACUGCGCAGACAGAACACCGCCGCCGCCGCCGUGGUGCCCUCCUCGGCGACGUCGUCCGCCGCCGAGUCGAGCAAGGACGCUGACGCGGAUGUGGACAUUGACACAAGCAGGGAGGCGGGAGAAGCAGCUGGUGCCGAGAAGGACGGGGCCACAAAAGAUGCUGCCGUCAGCUCCGCCACGCCUGUCCUCCGUUCGGAUGCGCCGCACCACGCUGCGAUGCCAGACGCCAGCGGCAGUGAGCAGCCGCAGGCAGACAUUAGCAUCGAUGCGCUGCGUCUGAUCGAGCUGACAGACCGCACGUCAGCGGUGAUGAAGCUGUCCGAAUCGGACGACACGAUGCGCGCCGACCCGAUCCUCAACGUCUUCCGCACCUUCGGCCACCUCAACCGCCUCCCCGUGCGCUCCAGCAUCGCCGUCGUGCCGACAGACGAGUACAGCGCGACAGUUGUUGCGCGCGCGUGCAACGUGCACUCCAACCUCGUUGUCGUGCCUUGGACCGUCGCGCCGUCUGGCCGGCCUGCCGCCGGUGAGCAGCAGCAACAAGUCUCGAACCCCUUCGAGAACAUCUUUGGCCGCGUUGCCAGUGCUGCGGCUCCAGGCAGCGGCGAUAGCGCGAGCGCCAGCGACAGGCGCUCGCCGCACCAGGCUAACUUCGUGCGAAAGGUCUUCCAGACCGCCGCGUGCGACGUUGGCGUCCUGCUCACGCGGCCCGCGAACAGCGCCUUGGCGACGGCGGGGGCGGCGGCAGCACAGCACAACAACCUUCUCGUCGGCUUCUUUGGCGGCCCAGACGACCGCGCGGCGCUCGCGCUAUCACUGCGCCUCUGCGCGUCCAACCCGGAUCUGCACGUCACCGUCCUACGCUUCAGGCGCACCGAGCCUGGCAGUGGCGACGGCGAGGCCAGCGGCAGCAGCAACGCCAAUGGUGGCGACCUGGCCGUGCCGAGCAUCCCGCCUACGUUGCACCACGCGCAGUCGCUACACCACGUGCAAGGCGCUGCUGGCAACAACAACCACAAUAGCAUCGUGCAGGAUACCAUGUACCCUAGCAACUUUGGCCAGACGCCCAUGGAAGCGACGCUCGCCGACGACCUGGCGAUCACCAAGGCACAGGAGCUCAGCGCGAGCUUCAGUGAGCGCUUUGCUGUGCGCGAAAUCAGAACCCCACGCGUCCUGCGCGACCUCGUCCUCGCCGUCGAAGCGGAGCAACCCACCGUCGUCAUCGUCGGCCGCGGCCGCAAGGCACCUGCCAUGACGCACCGCGAGGAGCUGCGCUUCUUGCUCGUCAACGGCACGCUCGGCGGCACGCUCGGCGUCGGCGUCGGAGCCGAGGAUGCGACCAGGUCGGCUCUGGCCGCAGCAGCGGCGAGCAGCACCAAGGAGCGCCAGCUUAACUCAGAAACGUGCAAAGUCGUCGGCGAACCGGCCAUGGCACUGACGCUCGCCAGGACCACCGCGCUGACGCUCGUCUUGGCCUCCAGCGUCAACAGCUCUGGCUCUUCGCAGCAGCAACAGCACGCUUAAACAGCACUGUGUGCACGCAUUGAGAUGGUAUUCGACAGUUCACAGAUACUGGAAGGGAAGGGGUCCUUUUUACUUUUCGCAUCACAACACCGUUAACGACCACGACUUUCUCUUGGCAUUGGGAUGACGUAUCGGCGACGAUGAUCGGGUCAGAACUGAAAUGAACAACAGAACAACAGAACUGAAAUGAACAACAGAACAACAGAACCGAACAGAAGGGCAUAACAUAUUCAUGCAUGUACCACGUCAGGUCACCGGCAAAUCGCAGACGACGAACAACAUUUUU